Messenger RNA from Zalophus californianus (California sea lion), 1860 nucleotides. Its product is annotated as trafficking protein particle complex subunit 2-like. Gene Ontology annotation, biological process: endoplasmic reticulum to Golgi vesicle-mediated transport. The coding region runs from base 313 to 735 and encodes 140 amino acids. The record is from RefSeq and is a predicted model, not a curated record. Gene Ontology annotation, cellular component: TRAPP complex; nucleus; cytoplasm. The transcript is spliced from 2 exons. NCBI's taxonomy places the organism in Eukaryota, Metazoa, Chordata, Mammalia, Carnivora, Otariidae.
CCAGUCGACCGUGCAACUCUGAUAGGCACCGCAAGCCCUCAACUCGUGGGGGCUGUCUGAAAUAAAAUAGGCUGCUUGGCCAAUCCCAGAGGCAGGCAAGCAGGAGGGGAGGCCGGCUCGAAGGUCAGGUUCCCCUCCUCCCCACUCGCUGCCUCGGUCUGGGAGAGGGCCUGUUGGCUCUGAUGCCCCGAAACCAGAGGCUGGAGCACGGGAAUAUGUGCCAAACGACGGAGUGAGGUGACGCCUUAUGAGAAAGGAAGGGACUUGCCCACGACGACACAGCUACUUAUUGGGAACCAUAUACUGAAGACAAUGUCUGGAAGCUUCUACUUUGUAAUUGUGGGCCCCCAUGAUAAUCCAGUUUUUGAAAUGGAAGUUUUGCCAGCUGGAAAAGCAGAAUCCAAAGAUGAUCAUCGUCAUCUGAACCAGUUCAUAAGUCAUGCUGCCCUCGACCUCAUAGAUGAGAAUAUGUGGCUGUCCAACAACAUGUACUUGAAAACUGUGGACAAGUUCAAUGAAUGGUUUGUUUCGGCGUUUGUUACUGCAGGUCAUAUGAGAUUUAUUAUGCUUCAUGACAUAAGGCAAGAAGAUGGAAUAAAGAACUUCUUUACUGAUGUCUAUGAUUUAUACAUAAAGUUUGCAAUGAACCCAUUUUAUGAACCCCAUUCUCCUAUUCGGUCAAGCACAUUUGACAGAAAAGUUCAGUUUCUUGGGAAGAAACACCUUUUAAGUUGAAUGCAGAAAAAUUUGGAAAUAAACAAUGUUACUACAAUGGGGUAUUCUCAGGAAUGUAUAUAUUGUAAGUAACUUGACUAAAUAGCCUGGAAAAGUUUUACUUAGAGUCUAAAUUUAUCUGAACCUGAUGAAAUUCCUUGUAUUAUUUCAAAACAGUACAUUCAGUUUCUUAACGAUUAUCAACAGAUCAGUAUUUGCUUGUGAACAGUGUUAUUUAUAAACUCUUUAUAUAUAAACUCUUGAAAAUAUCUUUAUUCUAAAAAUUAAGAAUGAGCUUUUGAUUUUACUCAGAUAGCUUUAUCUUGAUGUCACGAUUCAGAACUAAAUGUCAUGGUCAAGAUUUUGGUAGACAGAUUGAAAACUGGAAGUUUCUGCAGUAGGGAAUGAAGUUGAUAGCAAGUACAUGGGCUUCUGCACAUCUAUAGAUAUUGUUAUAAAACCAUGUAGGCAGUAUACACAGCACUCCCCAAGAAGCCGGAGCAAACAGCGUUUGCAGUGCCAAAUGCCACAGGCCCGCCUCUGUCAAAGUGAUUCUGCUAUAAAUCCAGAAUCCUGGAUCCAUGUUUGUAAAAUGGGAGGCUGGGACCAAAGUGACAUUUUAUCUUCUUAUAUUGCCUUUCCCUCCAACAGUAAACCAAAGUAAGUGAGCCUGUUGAUAGUUAUACUAUUACUAAGAAGUUGUAAUUCUGGAAUCGUAAACAAAGAAAAGUUUAUAUUACAUUAACAUUUGCAUUCUUAGCUUUUUUGGGUUGUACACCAAGGGGGUGGGGAGUGGUCUGUAAUAAGUGGGAUCUUACUGUAAACUAGUAAAUGUCCAUUUAGAAACAAGUACUAUAACCAGAUAUUUUCUGUGCUAAUUGUGAGCACUUAAUUUUGUUCCAUCCUGAAUAACUUGAGUAAGUAAUUCUGUUUGGUCUCAUACCCUUGUGUGAAGUUGCUACCAUACUUUUUUACCCCAUCUAUUUAUUUGAUCUCAUAAAUAAACAGGUUCGUCCAAAAAAAAUUGCCUAUUUUUCCUAUAUUAUGAUAUAUAUUGGCAUAAAGUUGUAAUAACGCUCCUUUCUUAGUCUAAUUAAUGUCUGUAGACUCUGUAGUAACGUUACCACUUUCAUUCCUGAUAUUGGU